This is a messenger RNA of Colletotrichum scovillei, 2112 nucleotides long. RefSeq lists its product as uncharacterized. The coding region runs from base 1 to 1005 and encodes 334 amino acids. NCBI's taxonomy places the organism in Eukaryota, Fungi, Ascomycota, Sordariomycetes, Glomerellales, Glomerellaceae. The transcript has 4 exons. The record is from RefSeq and is a predicted model, not a curated record.
AUGAGGGGCAGAUGGCUCGUGUUGGCGUUGUUGGUUUCGGGUGCUUUACGAUUCACGGCCCAAACAGAUGGCACCGAAAGCGCUUCCGUCCAUAUCUGCAGUCGUAAUUCAGGGGGCAAAGCUCCGAAACAAGCAGCGUCUCCACACGUCCGCGGUCAUACGUUGAAUGAAAUUGAUCUCAUCACACAUCACCAAUUUCGAAAGAACAAGCUGGAGUCGCAGGCACUGUUCAAUAGCCAAAAAAUGCUUGGAAUGUUUCGAACUUCAGAACAGUUUGUGGAGUCGGUUUUCUCGGCCCUCAACGCAUCAAAAACUCCAUGCGUACUCUGGGGACACUAUCUCCUUAAUGUCCACGGCGUGCCUUCAAUCAUAGGGUCUAUAGAUUUUGUCGUCCAAGAUCAAAUGCUUUCGGUCGGCGCCGAUGCUAUCUCAGAAUUACCCGAAAUCGAGCAAUGCCCAUCCGUGGAACUUUGCUUUGCGAGCUCGCCUGAGCGUCGAACACCACCGCCUGCAUUUCAUGUGCACAUCAAAUCGUCGGAGCUCACCAUAGGGUUAUACCUACAGUCAGAAACACUCUGGUUUCUACCAGACUUUGACGAUUCCCUCUUAGCUUUCGAAGACAAGCAAUCAGCGACAUUUGCUCUUGCUCAUGACCGAGAUGUGCUUCCACCCUGGCGACCGGGUCGCGGAUCUGGUGCUUUCAAAUCUAGCGACACCUCCAUUGUCGUACCCAGAUCUCACAUACUGUUAGAGGCUUACCUGAGACUCUAUGCUCGUGACUCGGGCAAGACAAUGGGCUCCUUCGCCAUGGCCAUGAUCGCCUACAUGGAGGAAUAUGUUGACGACGACGGUUUGCUCGACUCGACACGACUUCCGGAACCACUGAAGUCAUUCUACGACGAGCUUCGAGUUGGUGAAAAGCCACUGCGACAAUGGACGAAGGAAUUCAAAGAGAGCCUUGAUAUUCCUGACGAAGAGUCUGAGGAUGAGGAUCUCUGGUCUUGAAGGAUAGAGCAGGCCAUUGUAAUUGUGAUAUUAUCAUUCUUCACCUUUUCGUAUCCGCGGGGCUGUCUAUCCUGUAUAUCGCUUUUGCAGUAUUGAAGUAUCCUUCGUACUCAAUAAUUUCUUCCUCUCCCUCGGCUUCGUAAUGAUAGUGACCUCCAGCAUUCUUUGUCAGCGGAGAGAACGCGUGGGUAUGCUCUAUCCUCAAGCCCAUCUUGUUGCCAGGGUCCGCAGAGUGCAACACAGAUAGUCCCACAAUGGGCGAAUCGAAAUCAUGAAAGGUCAACCACUUUUCAACUUCCUUUCUAUCUUUAAAAGGUAGGUCGCGCUCAGCAGGGAAAUCAGGCAUAAUGUGGUAAGUCGCCUUCCCUGCCUUCACAACAAAGGCUCCACCGAGACUGACAGUUCUUUCAUCGCCAUACGCAGCAUUCAGCCCUUUCCGGAUACACUCGGUAAAGCUCCUUUCAGAACCCUUGCGGCCCUUUGCUGUAAUCUUGAGGACCGGUCCUGGCUCGCCCAGGGAACCGUACAAGUUGACCAUGAGACCGCAGUCUACGGAAGGGCUCGUUCCGACGCUGACUUCUCCGGUGGCGCGUUUGAUCUGGAUGACUUGACUUUUGUUAUCAACCUUGUCAAGACCGCCUUGCCAGCUGAGAUUCGGCACAAGCUCGCUGUUCUGCCCGAUGACGUGGAAAGGACCGGCGCCGGCACCGAUCAAGCUGCCCUUUUCGGGGCUCAUUUCCAUGUUUUUGCCAAUCUCUGGUAUGGACCAGAUACUGUCAAGCCGGGGGCGGGGAAAGAGGUUCGGCUGACCACCAACAUCUGCGAUUUUUUCAUCCCCUGAGAGACCCUCGGUCGCCAGGUGAAAAGGUGCCUUACGCAGGUCGGGACAAUUGACCACAGACACUGAUGCGUGCUUGUAGUUGGCGUCCAAGGGAGCUUUGAGUUGCUCGGCUAGCUCUUCCAGGCUCGGGGGUGAGAGAGGGAACUUUUCGACACGCAUCGUGAGAAUAUGAAGUAGAAAGGCGUGAGUAUUGUUAGAGCAAGUGACUUUCGAGGCUCGAGGUAAGUACAAAUUGAUGCCUCUUCUAAGUCAACGGUACUAAUAUU